UGGAUCGGGUUUGUUGCGCGGGCACUGGAGCAGCGGCGUAACCGAUCCCAGCUGCUGCCGUGGGGGGAACGCGAGCUAUUCCCGUCCCCCGUGGGUUGGUCACGUGUCCUUGGGGAGCGUUUGGUUUGGCGACCGCGUCGGGAGGGAGAGAGCGAGCGCGCCGUUGCGCACAACCGAUUUGGAGAACCACAUCCUCAACGCGCGUCAAUGAUCCAUCCGGCGGCGGAUCAAGCAGAUCAGUUUUGUUUUGGGGCGUUGUCAAACACACUCUGCGUGUGACACACAUCUCCGACAGCCACUGACUGACACUCUCUGUGCGUGUGUGUACGCUCCCAGACUCACUGAGUCGUCAGAAACUUCUGCGCUUACGAGCUGUGAUCUUUACUGCGAGCGGCACGUUGUUGCCAACCCCUGCUUCUACAAGGCGACGUACGGAGCUGUCACGGCGAAACGAGGAAGAGAAUGGUGGGCUGAUACCGUAACGUGUUGAAGUGAAAGAGGAAGAGAAAGGCAAGAGGGAAACGGUACAACUGAGGGGCCCGUCCAUGUCCACGGUCGUGCUGUUCAUCGCUAACUAGGCUGCCUCCGAGCGCACAGGUAAUUGGCCAGCUUCUGUGGGAUUUGAUGUCACCUCUAGAUUGGUUCAUUUGAAGAUGGAAACACUGGAGUCUGAGCUGACUUGCCCGAUCUGCCUGGAGUUGUUUGAAGAUCCCCUGCUCUUGCCCUGCGCCCACAGCCUGUGCUUUAACUGUGCUCACCGUAUCCUGGUGUCUCACUGCUCCACCAGCAAACCCCUCGAAUCAAUCUCGGCGUUUCAGUGUCCCACGUGCCGUUACGUCAUCACGCUGAAUCACCGCGGCCUGGAGGGCCUUAAGCGCAAUGUGACGCUGCAGAACAUCAUUGACCGCUUUCAAAAGGCCUCCCUUAGCGGCCCCAAUUCCCCCACCGAGAGCCGGCGCCUGCAGCCGCAACGGCCCUACACCGCAACCAUUAGCGGCACAAUAGCUGGAACGAUUGGUGGCGGCGGUGGCACCAGUGGAGGAAGUGCUCGUGGCAGCCCGGCCACUUCCAGCCACUCCCACCCGCACGCCAACCACACCAAUCACGUCAACCACACCAACGCCAACCACAGCCCAGCUGUUGUCGCAAAAAUGGAUCCACGCAUCAGUUGCCAGUUCUGUGAGCAGGAUCCUCCGCGAGAGGCUGUAAAGACAUGUGUCACGUGUGAGGUAUCGUACUGUGACCGGUGCCUGCGUGCAACGCACCCCAACAAGAAGCCCUUCACCAGCCACCGACUGGUGGAGCCAGUGCCAGACACCCACAUCCGGGGCCUGACCUGUCUGGAGCACGAGAACGAGAAGGUCAACAUGUACUGCUUGGUGGAUGACCAGCUCAUUUGUGCCCUCUGCAAACUAGUGGGGCGUCACAGAGAGCACCAGGUGUCCUCACUCACGGAGCGCUUCGACAAGCUCAAGGCUUAUCAGGUGAGCCCGGGCAGAGUGUCAGAUGCGGUAAUGGAGGCUUCAAAGACAAGCGCUGCGCAAACUCUGGAGAACAACCUGACCAACCUGGUGAAGAGGAACAGCGAACUGGAGAACCAAAUGGCCAAGCUCAUCCAGAUCUGUCAGCAGGUUGAGGUGAACACAGCCAUGCAUGAAGCUAAGCUGGUGGAGGAGUGUGAUGAGCUGGUGGAGAUCAUCCGCCAGAGAAAACAGGUCAUCGCUGUGAAGAUCAAAGAGUCCAAGGUGAUGAAGCUGCGUAAGUUGGCCCAGCAGAUUGCAAACUGUCGCCAGUGUCUGGAGCGAUCCAGUGCCCUCAUCACGCAGGCCGAGCAGAGCUUGAAGGAGAACGACCACGCCCGCUUCCUCCAGACCGCCAGAAAUGUAGCAGAAAGGGUUGCCAUGGCGACGGCCUCCUCCCAGGUACUCAUCCCUGACGUCAACUUGAACGAGGCGUUUGACAACUUUGCUCUUGACUUCUCCCGAGAGAAGAAGAUUCUGGAGGGACUGGAUUACCUCACAGCUCCCAACCCGCCAUCCAUACGAGACGAGCUGUGCACGGCCUCCCACGACACCAUCACCGUUCACUGGACAUCGGAGGACGAGUUCAGCGUCACCUCCUACGAGCUGCAGUACACCAUAUACACCGGCCAGACAAAUUUCAUCAGUUUGUACAACUCGGCAGACAGCUGGAUGAUCGUACCCAACAUCAAGCAGAACCACUACACCGUGCACGGCCUGCAGAGCGGCACCCGUUAUAUCUUCUUUGUCAAGGCUAUCAACCAGGCGGGAAGCCGCAACAGCGAGCCAGCCCGCCUCAAAACCAACAGUCAACCUUUCAAGUUGGACCCGAAGACAGCCCACAAAAAGCUGCGCCUGUCCAACGACUGUCUUACCAUGGAGAAGGACGAGAGCUCGCUGAAGAAGAGCCACACCCCGGAGCGUUUCAGCGGCACAGGCUCCUAUGGAGCUGCUGGUAACGUCUUCAUUGACAGCGGGUGCCACUACUGGGAGGUGCUACUCGGAGCAUCCACAUGGUAUGCCAUCGGCGUGGCUUACAAAUCAGCCCCGAAAAACGAGUGGAGCGGCAAGAACUCAUCCUCGUGGGUGUUCUCACGCUGCAACAACAACUUCAUGGUGCGCCACGACGGGAAGGAGAUGCUGGUGGAGGCGAGCCUACAGCUGAGGCGGCUGGGUGUCCUGUUGGACUACGACAACAACUCUCUGUCCUUUUAUGACGCCAUGAAUUCCCAGCACAUUCACACCUUCGAAGUCUCCUUCCUCCUGCCCGUCGUACCCACUUUCAUGAUCUGGAACAAGUCGGUCAUGAUCCUCUCAGGGCUGCCCGUUCCCGAUUUUGUUGAUGGCGUGGCCUCAGAUCUCCAAGAGCAGCAGCAGCAGCAGAUGGGCCUGUGCCGACAAGAAUCGCCAUACUUGACUGGGAUGAAGUCCUGCCACUGACUAGGCCAGCGACUAAAGGAUGGACUGGGCGAUGAAGUAUGAUGAAUUCUGUGUGACAGAGUCCUGUUCUAAUCCUGAAGAGUAAGCUAGUUACUCUCUUAUGGAUUCAGAAAGUGUCGGAAAUAUGCACACCAGUCUGGAAAAAAAAAAAUGUCAGUUUGUAGCCAUCAAAUGUUUUUGCAAAUCCAUCAGUGAAUGGGAACAAGGCCUCUCGACUGCUAACAUCAAUAUACAUAAAUCCAUCUGAUGCUCUGGAGUCGGUGACAAAAAGAGAGCUUGAGUCUGUCAUUGGGCAAGACUGGACUCCUGGUUUUUAGGACCAUUUACGGUCUUCCUUUUUCAUUUGUCUCGCUUUGAUUUGACCCUACGAAAAAGACCACAGUGAGAAUCUUCAUGUCAGCCAUUCAUAAAGUUGUCUACUGCAACACAUGAACAGUGGAAUUAUUAAAGUUUCACCUGUGGUUGAUUUUCAUAGUUGGACUCAAGGGACUACAGAGUUUUUAACGAGAUAAACAUCUGUGGUUUUAAUUCGUUCAAAAUUAUUAAUUAAAAAAAGAAGACUGACUUGAUGUAUUGGUUUUGCUGUUAGGAAUUAAAUGAGAAAAUAACUCCUACUCUCAUGUCUGUGCGCUCUAUGUGAAGCCAGCACCAGCAGCUACGUUAGCUUAGCAGUACACAGACCAGACGUUCCAGCUUUCUAGCCUCCUUCUACUGAUAUAUUUGCAUUUUUGAUUAUGUACCAUGACUAAACUAGUACAUAAAGCCUCUGGGAAACGGUCAUGUACAUGCAGUCUAAUGGCAGAAGCUUUCACCUUCUUGUUUUUCAUGUCACACAGCCAACUGCAUUGUUCAAAUAGAAGCAUUUGCAACCUCAAGUGGGUACUGUGCGACAAGGUUAGCUGAAAGUAAUGCUUUUAUGCAGCCAGUAGCUUCUUAUAUUUGGAUUAUAAUGAUGUGCACUGCAUUACUUCAACAUGGUAGUAUUCAUACAUUACUCAUUCAGAGACUACACUGACCUAAAGUAACAUUCAAACCUCCUUGUACCAGUACAGACAUGAGAGUGGUUUUGAUAUUUUCACAUACCUUGAAGGCAAGGUAUCGAUUUAAUUCUUAAAAUGCAUUUGCGUCUUCUUUGAGUCCACUUUAUUGUGUCCCGUUCUAAAUAUUGCGUUGUCACUGUUCAUGUGUUGUACCCUUAGUAGCUGCACUUGGCCUUUUCCUUGAUCUUCCACCUGUAUUUGACCCAUCCACCCUGUUUGUGUUAGUGGGUCACCGCUUCCAAGAUAGAGGAAGUGCUAACUUUGCUCCCAGACACUGUAUUGACAAGAUCACAGGGGGUAGAUUUGCGUCACGUGACUACUCAACUUGUAUAAUAAGAGGUUUAUUGAAUACUUGAGGAAAGGAAGGUGUUAUUUAUGACAAGAAAAGAUACUUUACUUUUAUUAUUAAUCGCAACACGUUCAUGAUGCACUUUUAAAUGAACACUCUUUCCCCUCUGUGAGUAUUUAAAAAUAAGGAAAUGGGGCACGGUUGUGAAGGGGAGGAAAAGUGACAGUCAGUGCGGCUGCUGGUUGUGUUUAUUUGCUCAUAUUUACAAAACCUUUUAUGGUCAGUAAUGAAUAAUCCUUACUGAUAUUCUUUUCUGUUUUUUUUAACAGUUUAUUUGGUCACGCAAAGCACUUUACAAAAACUCUCUAUAUAAAGUUAAAAAGCUCUUUUUUUUGUGCUUUGAACACAACCAGCAACUUUCCCACUCCCUCAUGAUUUUCAUUGGAACAGAGUUGUUUAGAAAGGGAUAUGAUUAUGAUGAUCUUCAUGGGAUUUUUAUCACGAUGAUAUGAUGCUAUUUAAAAAAAAAAAAAAAGUUCACCCCGUCGUUGACUUACACUUAAAUUGAUCGUCUGUCGCAAUGUCAUGGCAUGAUUGUGUUUUUCCUCUGUGAUUUGUUAAAACACACACGCACCUGCACACCAGCACACGUCAUGCUCCGUUUAGGUUGAACCUUGUCGUGAUAAAUGCAUGAUACAUUGUAGGAUCCCGCGGUUCGCUGGGUGAUUCAUGUUACAUUUCGAGUUCACCAAAUCUAGUUUUGCAUCGGAUGUGGACCCAGCCGAACGCUCGCUUACUGCAGACUUGACCCCGAACGCUUUUUGUCCUCCAUCACUGUUGGAAUCAGAGCUGCAGCUGGAGCCGUUGUUUUGCAUUUUGUUUAGAUUGGAGGAUCCUGGUGUGGGUGACAGUUUCUCUCUGGUUUGAUAUUCAGGUAGCUGCGCUGUUUCAGACAAUCAAAUAUGUAUUAUAGUUUAUGCAGAUGUUUUAAGAGGUUGUGUGGCACGAGAUGUAGAGAAAGAUUGUGACAAACUGACACUGGAGGCUGUGUGUUUAAAAAAAAAAAAAAAAGAUUUUAACAUUCAUUCGUCAUGGAAAGUCUUACUUAACCUCAUGGCCAUUUUCACUCCCUUGACGUAUCACCUGGUCUGUUGUUAAUGUUGACAGUCAUGGAACAUUUCUGUUGUGACAGGUCGCAUUAUUUCCUUGACUUGAAAAAGCAGACAGCCCGAAAAUACACACUGAUUUAAAUCAUGUGCAAGGAAAGCUUAAGAGUUAUUUUUAAAUGAGUCAAAGCAAAUCUGACAUGCCGUGGCUGACAAUAUCCGCGCACCUUUAAGUUUGGAUUGGAUACUGUACAGUGAGAGCUCCAGUGUGAGUUUUUUUUUUUUUUUUUCCAUGUCAGCGAGAAUCUUACCUGACUUCCAGAUAUCCACCCAUCUUGUUGAAUAAUGUUGGUCACGGGCUCAGAACGGCCAUGUGUUGAUUUGUGAUCUGGACCGACAGGCUCAACUCAUCUGUGCCAGUGUGCUUGGCUGGGUCACUGCAUGACUAAGUGACCUUGCUACAGGUUCGUAACUCUUUCCAUAUCUUCAUGGUGACAUUUCUUAUAUGGAGUCAAACGUCCUUUUUUUUUUUUGUUUCUACAUUGAACAAAAAUGACACACAAAAUGUCCUUGCCAUGCAUAUCAAAUAGUUUGCAGUGCUCUUUUUUUUGUGUCACAAUUCAGUACAACAAAAAUAUAUACAGUGAAUGAUUUUCAAUAGCUUCCCACUCCUUAUAGUGCAGUGUAAUACCCUAGAGACAAUGCAAUAGAUUCUCCUUUUUGCUUUUUUUUUUUUCUUUGGUUGUGUAACUUGGGAAAUAUUUUUUACAACUCAAGAGAAAUGCGCUCCUCUCCUUUUGGCAUUUGGACCUUGAAAAACAGCACAAAAAGAGCAGUGUUGCCUUCAUGCAGUGCUUUCUGUUUCCAUAGAUAUAACAGAGAUCAUUUUAGCCAGAGAGGAAUGUAAAACAUAAGGGGGAAUAUAUAUUAUAUAAAGUUGUAUAAUAUACAAAAUAUAUAUGAACCGACGUUAUUUAUGUGAUUUUAAGUCCAAUUAAAAGUCUGAUCCCAAA
This is a messenger RNA of Mugil cephalus (flathead mullet), 6408 nucleotides long. RefSeq names its product midline 2 (gene mid2). The coding region runs from base 654 to 2960 and encodes 768 amino acids. NCBI's taxonomy places the organism in Eukaryota, Metazoa, Chordata, Actinopteri, Mugiliformes, Mugilidae. The record is from RefSeq and is a predicted model, not a curated record. Gene Ontology annotation, molecular function: protein binding; zinc ion binding. The transcript has 13 exons.